Molecule: messenger RNA, 4633 nt
Organism: Hemibagrus wyckioides
Lineage: Eukaryota; Metazoa; Chordata; Actinopteri; Siluriformes; Bagridae
Product: inactive ubiquitin carboxyl-terminal hydrolase 53
Exons: 18
Coding region: 760-3786 (1008 amino acids)
Biological process (GO): response to auditory stimulus; sensory perception of sound; protein deubiquitination
Cellular component (GO): cell-cell junction
Molecular function (GO): cysteine-type deubiquitinase activity
Source: RefSeq, a predicted model, not a curated record
AACAUCACUAAUCCUGAAUUUCAGGUGGCUGCAGUGAGUCGCUACUGCCGCACGCGCUCACUGUAGAGGGACCUGAAAACCUACCGGGAAGCUGCGUUUCAGGGGGUUCUACUGAACAGUUAUGUGAAGAAAAAAAAAUGAAAAGGCAGAGAAGUCACUACUUCAGCACGAAAAGUGAUUUUAUAUCUUGCCGAUCAUCCUGGUACUUCACUUAAGUGACAACUUUACUAACGCACUCGGCUCUUCCGCCUUUGACACUUCGGGAGCUGGCGCCGAGAAGCAAAAUGCUGACACUUGGGAAUAUUCACUGAUUAAAUCUCUCGGAAUUGAGGCGAAAUUACCCUGUUUACUGGUUGGAUUUUAUGAGGAUUCAUUACUGGAGUCCUCAUGGAGCAACAGCCAGGAUAUGGAUGACUUUCCAUACAAGCUACUAAACUGUGAAAGGUCAGAUAUGGUCACUGACUUAUAAGAAUCUGGAUCCACUUCAGUAAGGGAAUGAACAAACCAUUAAAAGACAUUUUCUGGUCAGGCCACUGGUCAUUCGAUUGGUUGGUGUAAACUUGGAGACCAAAUUUUAGAUACUAUCAAUGGACAUCGGCCUCAUGUGUGAAGCAGUUGUAAAAUUCUACUUUGAUGUUCAGCAACACUUCGGCUUUUGCUUGUGGAAUUACAUAGACUCCCAUUGAGGCUCAUCCAGUUCAAGGAAGUAACAGCAGAAUUGUGUCUUUGCUGGAAGGCAGACUUCCUUCUCACAGUCAAAUGGCAUGGGCAAAGUUCUUCAGGAAACCAGGGAGCAAUCUUGGCAGGGUUUACCAGCCAGGAUCUAUGCUGUCCCUGGCUCCUACCAAAGGACUUCUCAAUGAGCCGGGACAGAACAGCUGCUUCCUUAACAGCGCAGUGCAGGUGCUGUGGCAACUCGACAUUUUUAGACGGAGUCUACGACAAGUUCCCAACCAUAACUGCUUAGGGGAAGCCUGCAUCUUCUGUGCAUUAAAGGGAAUAUUCUCACAGUUUCAGGACAGCAGAGAGCGAGCACUACCUUCAGACAACCUGCGCAUUGCCCUGGCAGAGACUUUUAAGGAUGAGCAACGUUUCCAGUUAGGUUUUAUGGACGAUGCUGCAGAAUGCUUUGAGAACAUUCUACAGAGGAUCCACCAACAUAUUGUUAAUGACGAUGAUACAGAUGCCUGUACGUCUAAAGUGUGCAUCACACAUCAGAAGUUUGCCAUGACUCUGUACGAACAGACUGUAUGUCAAAGCUGCGGCGCCUCGUCUGACCCUCUGCCCUUCACUCAGUUAGUGAACUAUGUUUCCACCACAGCGCUUUGCCAACAGUUUUUAAGAAGGAGAGAAGAAAGGCCACGUCCUGACAUGUUUGGUGAACUGCUCCGGGCAGCCAACACGAUUGGAGACCAACGUGAAUGCCCAAGUAAGUGUGGUCAGGUGAUCAAGAUCCGGCGCGUGCUGAUGAACUCGCCAGAAAUCGUCACCAUCGGGUUUGUGUGGGACUCGGAGCAGUCGGACGAGACGGAGAACGUCGUCAGAUCUCUCAGCCCGCACCUCAACCUCUCAGGGGUUUUUUACCAUGUCACAGAUGAACAAGCCCAAAAGAGUGACCUGCAGCUGGUUGGGAUGAUCUGCUACACAAGCAAACACUACUGCGCCUUCGCUUUCCACACCAAGUCCUCCAAAUGGUUCUUCUUUGAUGACGCCACAGUCAAAGAGGUGGGCUCCAAAUGGAAGGAUGUUGUUACUAAAUGCAUCCGAGGACACUUUCAGCCACUGCUCUUGUUCUACUCCGACCCUGAGGGGAGCGCCGUGAGAGGAGCCGAGGUCCCUCGCUCUGACAGCUCUGCUAGCCAUAACAAGCCCUCCGUCAAUGGUGAAAUCCCAGGCACCCCCCAGCCAGGCGGCAAGAAGCUGGAAUUGACCCGAGAAAACCUGAGUGCUAUGUUGUCAAGUCAUGGUACUUUAAAGCAGAAGAGCCAGCCUCUGUCAACAUUCAAGCGUGGGACCAACCAGACCAGCGGGGGAAGAGGACCAGUCAAAAUGAGCAGUGAUCCAAAGGGCUUUUUGCGCGAACUCUCCAGAGAAGUAGCAAGAGAAGCUCGCAACAUUAACAUCAUAAAGAGAGACAAUGAUAAAUCGCACCAGAGGCCAGAAACACCAAGACAAGGAGGCACAGCCUCAGAGAGAUCCUACUCGCGAUCGCUGUCUCCUCCUGAGAACGGAUUUAAAAACACAGAGUCUCGGCUGUAUAGAAGUCAGGGCAGGGGCCCGACUCGGGCAGAGCGCUCGCCCCGCACAAACAGGCGGGUGGCUCAUGCACCACGUUCACAUUCUCAGCCUCGCAUCCCAGUUCAGCCUCCGUCCAGCAAUGUGUCCUCGAGAAACGAUUUCUCCAAUGGUUACGAUACAGACAGUAGCUAUGACUCGAGAGAGCGACCUAACGGAGCAUCACGCACUCAUACUAACCGAGGUUGGAAGCCUAUGCGUCAGGUCCUCAAUGUUGACAGCAUACUGAGCAACGACAAUGAGCACCAUCUCCCCAGCCUGGGUCAGCAGACCUCUGGCCAGAGGAGGCUGCCCUAUGAGCGGGAGUCCAGGACAGCACGUGAAGAUAGUAAACCUAAAAGCUUAAUGACUAUAUACGAGGAUGAGCAGCGUCACGAACUGGGCAGCAGGACCUUCCUGGAAUCCGAAAGCCGUGAAAGGGAAAGGACUAAAGGGACUGUUAACCACUUCACGCAAAAAAAGGAAAACUGGAAGAACCAGCGAAUAGAAUCUGGUUAUGAGAGCAGCGACAGGCUCAGCAACGGCUCAGCUAGCCUGGACUCUCCUGUGGUGGACAACGUAGGUGCAAAAGAGCUUCGGCGUGUCCCUGAUUUACACCUGCUGAGGGACCCAGAUUACCAGCGGAGGUAUGAGGACUCGAAGGCAGACGGCUCACAGACUCCAUUUUCUUUCGGUGAAUUGCAAGGGAAAACCCAUGAAUAUAAUCUCAGACUAAACAGAAGAGACAGAACAGAUGGAGUGAAUGGAAGUAGUGGGACUGCAUUAUUCAGCAAAACAAGCAGCUCUGAUUGGAACAGCUCUGAUGAUUUGGCCGGUCCUGUAUCAGAGCAGGAGGAUUCUCUAUCUCAAACUGAUGUGUCUCCACUUGUUCAUCACCAACCAGUCCAGAGUCCUUCUCAAUCCUCACCUCCACCAUUACCGCCCAAACCCCAAGCCCUGAGAUCUGAAAACAGGAGAGAUCUAAUCCAAGACUUUACUCAAACAAGACCCAAAUCCCCGGCCUAUAGAGGAGGAACUUUGUCAAAGAUGAGCUCAGAGAUAUGGCUCGAGAAUUCUGAGCCAAAUAUGCUCUCCUCAUCAGACAGCAGCUCUAAAUCCGGCUCGUCCGACCAGGAGAGGAACGAUCUGUCUGCCAGCGAGAGCGAGGACAAGUGUCCCAGCAACCCUGAUUGCUACGUCGAGCCCACUGUCACAGGAGAGUAUGCAAUCCCCACCACCUACUUUUCUGUUGAUAGCUGCAUGACAGACACUUACCGGGCUAAGUACCAUAAAAAAAGAUCUGCUCUUCAUGCAGCGUCAGAUUCUAAAACAGGAGAGCACACAUCGUCUAGCGAGAGUGAUCACGGGGAUACGGCAUCCCCAUCUCCUGCAGACUUAAAGAUCCCAGAUCUGUACAGGACCAAGAAAGACACAGCCCAUACCAGCAAUAAACCCAUCGUAAAAUGGAAUCCUGUGUCUGUAAAAGGACUGGAUGAACAUGGCUUCCUAUGACACCGAACAUGACUCCCACCAGACAUAAAGAUGUGAUUUUUAAAUGGACCUAGUGCCAAAGAGUUCAGGCCACACAAAGACCGGAGACACCUACUGUAUGCUGUCAUCAUCAUUGCUCACCUUCUAAUUGCAUCAGAAUCAUUCAAGCAACAAUUCAAUGAACAUCUUUGCACAUUUAUGAGCCAUUAUAGAAUGAAAAAUGCAAUGUUUUUCAGUCAGUCUAUUUUAACCUGGAACUCAGAAUGUAGGAAACUACUAUAAGACCUAUGGCAUGGAAGAGCUGCUCUGAUCGCACUAGUAUGUUUCGGGAUGUUUCCAGUGCAACUGGAUGAGAACGUUGAUUAUUUAAAUGUAUGGAUGAUUUAUUUCUGCUAUGUAUGAUGGUCCUCUCUGGAAUGGGAAAUGAUUUAAAAUAUAUUUUCAUAUUUUCUUGUUUUGUUUUUAAGAUAAAGCCAAUACUGCUUAAUGAUUUUUUUUUUUUCCCCUAAUGAGUUUACAUAAUUUUCUACUAUCAUGGUUGUAGAUGGAAUGGGUUUGUUUCUGAGUUCACUAUGUCCAUUAAGCAAGCCUACAUGCACUAAACUACAUUUUCUUUCAUGUGCCUGCCAGUUAUUACAAUCAGAAGACAUGCCGGUUAAACGUGCUGCUCUAUGUGUAGCAGAUGGAAGGAGAAACACUGACUAAUUUACUAAAGCACACAGAUUGUUUUUCCAUCCAUUAAAACCAGUUGAACGCUACCCAGCAGUCGUGAUUGUUUUUGCUGUAUCCUUUUUUUUUGAUUGCACUUUGACACACUGAUCUCCUUAUAUUGAUCAAUUCAAGGUCGCACAUUUUUUUUUUUUUUUUU